Messenger RNA from Kazachstania africana CBS 2517, 912 nucleotides. RefSeq names its product translation initiation factor eIF2 subunit alpha (gene SUI2). Gene Ontology annotation, cellular component: eukaryotic 48S preinitiation complex; eukaryotic translation initiation factor 2 complex; multi-eIF complex. The transcript has a single exon. The record is from RefSeq and is a predicted model, not a curated record. Gene Ontology annotation, molecular function: RNA binding; ribosome binding; translation initiation factor activity. Lineage: Eukaryota; Fungi; Ascomycota; Saccharomycetes; Saccharomycetales; Saccharomycetaceae. The coding region runs from base 1 to 912 and encodes 303 amino acids.
AUGUCCAUCAACCAUUGUAGGUUUUACGAAAACAAGUAUCCAGAAGUUGACGAUGUCGUCAUGGUCAAUGUUCAACAAAUCGCCGAAAUGGGUGCUUACGUCAAAUUAUUAGAAUAUGACAAUAUUGAAGGUAUGAUUCUACUGAGUGAAUUAUCUCGUAGACGUAUAAGAUCUAUCCAAAAAUUGAUCCGUGUUGGUAAGAAUGAUGUCGUUGUCGUCUUACGUGUUGAUAAAGAAAAAGGUUACAUUGAUUUAUCAAAACGUCGUGUAUCUUCAGAAGAUAUAAUUAAAUGUGAAGAAAAAUAUCAAAAAUCUAAAACUGUUCAUUCCAUCUUGAGAUACUGUGCUGAGAAAUUCCAAAUUCCAUUAGAAGAUUUAUAUAAAUCAAUUGCAUGGCCAUUAAGUCGAAAAUUCGGACAUGCUUAUGAAGCUUUCAAAUUAUCUAUUAUUGACGAAACCGUUUGGGAAGGUAUCGAACCACCAUCUCAGGAAAUAUUGUCAGAAUUGAAAACUUACAUUUCAAAGAGAUUAACUCCACAAGCUGUCAAAAUUAGAGCCGAUGUUGAGGUUUCUUGUUUCAGUUACGAAGGUAUCGAUGCCAUUAAAGAGGCUUUGAAGUCAGCUGAAGCCAUCUCUACCGAACAAAUGCAAAUUAAAGUUAAAUUAGUCGCUGCUCCUUUAUAUGUCAUUACCACCCAAGCUUUAGACAAAGCUCAAGGUAUUGAACUAUUAGAAACUGCAAUUACAAAAAUUAAUGAAGUCAUUACUAAAUAUGGUGGUGUUUGUAACAUUACUAUGCCACCAAAGGCUGUCACCGCCACUGAAGAUGCUGAAUUACAAGCUCUAUUGGAAUCUAAGGAAUUAGACAACAGAUCCGAUUCUGAAGAUGAAGAUGACUCUGAUUAUGAAUAA